This is a messenger RNA of Caenorhabditis sp. 36 PRJEB53466, 3617 nucleotides long. The record is from the annotation of a GenBank genome assembly. NCBI's taxonomy places the organism in Eukaryota, Metazoa, Nematoda, Chromadorea, Rhabditida, Rhabditidae.
AUGAAAAUGUUAAAGUGCGAAAUUGAUUUUCAGCUCGAGCUAUGAAUAUGUUCAAAACAUCGAAAGUGUUGCUUUCUAAAUUUAUCUUAAAUCUUAUAUAUAUGCCAAUCGAAAUCGUUGUUUCAGCGAAAAAAUGGAAAAUCUGAUAUCUUCUGAUUCUGAGCCGGAAGAAGAAGAACUUCCGGGCGAGAGAGAAAGAGCGAUAGAGGCACGAAAUGCCGCCGCACGAGCGCUGAGACAAAAGAGAGAAGCGGAUCGGCAGGCCGAAGAGGAGAGAAGGUUCCCGAAACAGACCAGUGAGUUGGAAAAUAGAUUAUAUAUUAUUAUAUUCUCGGACUAACUACAGAAAAAUUUUAGGAUUGGAACCAUUGACACUCGGCGAGCAGCUCAAACAAAAAAUUAUGGCGGUGGCGUUGGACGGAAGAAACGAAUUCAUAAAUUUCAUUCCGCGCCUCGAAAAACACUUUGACGGCUACGGAAAAGGCGUUCUGAAUAAGAGAAUGAAGGGGUUUCGAAGUGAGAUGAGGAAAAGAAAAACGAAAUUCAAAUAACUUGCUUUCAGAAUGGGCCCAACUUGUCAGAUUCAUCAAUGAAAAACAUCAGAGCAUAGUCUCGGACGAGACGAAAACGGAAGAUCAAGACUUGCACAAUUUCCUCGUUAAAUACCAGAAAGAGAUUGCAGAAGUGUUGGCUGCGAUGACGAGUAUCCCGAAAGAAGAGGCAGCCACCGCCAUUGCCAUUGGAGACGUGUUUGUCGAGGCCAGAAAUACGGCGCUCCAGAAUUUGGCUGUAAAAAAUAUGUCGUUAGAGUUCACAGAGUUGGCGAGGAAAAAACGAUUGUGAGUAGUCUUGAAUUAAUAAUAGUAAAGCAUAAAUUUAUAGGCAAGAAGAGCUGGAGAAUCAGAUUAUCGUGGCGAACACGAGGAUGGAACUGCGGGAGUUCGGUCAGGAAGUGGAGAACGAGCUGUUGGAGGAGCUGUCGGUUAGAUUGGAAGCUUACAUUUUAGCUCAAUAACGGAAUCCUCUUUUUUCACGGUUUUCCGGAUUCGUAAAGAUUAACGUUUUUAUUGAAAGAAAAAAGAAGGCAUGCACUUCUGCCUUUGUCACACAACAUUUCAACGUGAGCAGCUUGGGAAAUUACACGUUUCGCACGAGCUACCUUACUAUUAGAGACCAGCACAUUGUGGGAGUACGCGCUCUCCGUCGACAUAAACCCUUGAAAGCAUUCCCUUUUAUUGCCCAACCACUGCUUCAGCUUCAUUUUUUUAUGCUUCUUUUUCAGAAUAUUGGAAUCAACGAGGUUAGAGCAGUCCGAGACACGAGCCCUUCAAGAGGCGCUUUGUCGGAAAAGGCAAAAGAGCAGCUGACUGAACUCUUGAAAAACAUGCUUGUCACUAGAGAUGUCCGAACUGGAAAGAAAUUUGCUCCGCCUCAAACGGUGAGAGUGGACGAGCAGCAGGACGAGGAAAGUGACGACGGAGAAGACUUGGCCUCGAUGGCCAUGAAACAACUCGAGACGGCUCCUCUGAAGAAGGUGGUCGAAGAACCGAACGAGCGGCCGACAGUAGCACCCAGGGAGCUGUUCGCAAACCUAGCCAUUUUUCGAGAGCCGGAAACGGAAGAGAUCGAGGAAGAGCCGGCAGGCAGCGGUUCAGAGGACGACAGCGAAGAAGAGGAUUCCGAAUCAGAAAUAGUGCAUGACAACGCCGAAGAAUGGAGAAACUUUUUUGGGAUCGAGAGAAGAGGCAACCGGUACGACGGGCCGGAAGCGCCGGACACCUUGGUCGACUGGUGGGUUCAGAAUCGGUACACGGAGAGCUGGAAGAAGAAUAAGAAAGUGGGGUUUGUGGGUAAGUGAACAGGAAUGGGAUGUUUAGUUUACUUCCGACGUUUUCAGCCUUCACUGACCCUCGCAACACGAUGCGGUUGUACGUCCAACCGAACGGAAACUUCUACAAAUGCGACAAUUCUCCGAUGACAACACACACGACAGUCAGCCUUGAGAAAGGAUGGAAAGAGCUCUUGAAGCAGGGAGAUCCGUUUCCGACGGGCACGAAGGUAACCACUGACACUGCCUACUGUCACUCAAAUCGUUAAAAUAUUUUCAGCACGAUCGGCUAGCAUGUUUUCAACUUGAAAUGACUGAAACGGCACAGAAACUGACAAUAGCCAACUUGCAUUCAUGUAAAGAAAUAUCCGGUGACUUCUGUCGCUUCAUUUCCUUUGUUCAGGUUUCGGCCUUCACGAGCAGAAUCUUCUCGGGCGUUUCUUUUUCCAUCGCGAAGCAAUCGAAAAGCAGAUGGACCGCUUUGACCCCCGCUUUACUUUCAUCUCCGAAAAUCGACUUUUCGACAUUUAUACACAGCGAGAGGUGGGUUCGGGAAGAUUUCCGACGAAAUUUCAUUGGUUUUUCAGCUUUUUGGAAUGUGCUGCGACAUGCGGGAGGGGUUGAGCGAGCCUAUGCGUCCCGGGUAUCUUCGCCCCGUGAAAAAGCUGUAUCCACCCUUCCAAAAAAAGAAAGAGGUCAUUGAUGAACACGAGGAAGACCCUGGCGAAGAGCCGAGAAAAGCGAUCGACGUCCAUCAGUUCGUUAUUUCCGCUUCAUUCGACCCUCUGACUCUCGGAAAUUUACAGUAACCAGGUGAAAAGUGUGCUGGUGCUCACCGAUUGGCGACUCGCUCACUUCAACACCAGCUGCCUCACCAACGCCGUCGUCCAGUUCAUGCCCACCAAUCUCGGCACGGCCUUCUUGUGAGCGCGUCACCGCUUCCCCCUUUUCCCUCAUUUCUCUUUUCAGCCAAACAAUGGAACUCUAUCUGACGAAUAUCCUUCAAGACGCCAACCUCGAAAUCAAGACUAUCAUCUUCGCGUUCGGCGGAUGCGCCAGAUUCCGAAUCGACGAUUUCUCCGAGUAAAUAAUACCUGUUGAUUAUCAAAAAAAAAAGUGAAAAAUAUGUAUUUGCAGAUUCAUGAAAAAGUUGGCAAUUCAAGCAUUACAAAGAGUGACCGUUCUCUGGUUCGCUCAAGAUUGGCUCGACGGAAUCGUGAGUGGAUUUCGAGUUAAAAAUAGUGCAUAUUGAUGGUUUCAGACGUAUAAACCGCAAGAGAGAGCAUAUUUGAUCAAGUUCAAUGAAGCAACCAGACGCUUGUUCCUCGGUUUGAGAUUGUCCGGAAAUCGGUAAUACUGUGUUCUCUUUGCAAUGAAAUAAAUAAGCACUACAUACUUUCAGCAACUACCAUUGGCUCGAUAUCCGAGCAAAGUACGGUAUCGAGUAUUCAGAGUGGUGCGAUCUGGCUGAACAGGAAAAUGGAUAUUAUGAAGGAAAGCUGGAGCAAAUGUGAGAGAUCGGACGGCCGAUACCUCUCUGAAAAGCAUCUUUUCCAGUUACUUCUCCUACCUCGACUGCUUCAUAAAGAAAGGAAACUGUUUCGCAAACAGCUGCUUCUUCAUUGUGGAACGUCGUGAUUACAACAAAUACGCCGAGGACCAGAGUGUUAGACCGCACAAAGAUAGUAAAUUCCGCGUAAAAUAUCAAGAACAGGGAAACAUGGACGACUUCCGCGAUCACCAAAUUCAGAACGUAAGGGCUAACCAAGCAUAUGCGCGUCCUGAAUGA